CAGAAGUGUUUCUUUUUAAUAUGUCUUUCUUACGUUCCAUUCGCUCUCUAACAAAUACAUUUUACUCGAUGUAAAGGGAAACUCGAUGAAGGUUCAACCCUUUUUUCUUUUCUUCCAUAUAAAGUAAAAUAAUAUUUCAUGAUGGACGAUAGUCUGUACUUAAAGUAAAAAAAUCAAUACAAAUGUACACCUAACGUAUGUACUUACUUAUUAUCAUUGAAAGAUAUAAUUUCAAAGCAAAUGAUUGAAUGUGGAACGUUAGAAAGAAAUUAUGAUUUAUUCAAAGGAGGAGUUAACGUAUCGGUCAGUCAGUCUUUCAAUCUACUCGUCUGAAGAUUAUUAAUGAACCAUUUCCCUUCACAGAAGGAAGUAUCAUGAGAGAAACGAAGUAGUAUUAAUACAAACGUUAUAUCAAGAAGAGUUUUAAACGAUGUUUAAAAUACCUGCAGAAAGGGCUAUUCUCUUUUUAAAAGCCAGUGUUAUCUUAUCUGCCUGUUGGCCACCUUCACCAAAGGCAAAACGUUCUCAUAUCAUUUUAUUUGAACUCUCUUGGUACAUCCUUUUUAUCAACACUCUAUUCCUUUUAUUUCCAUUGAUAAAUGCUAUUUAUGAGAAUCGUAAUGAUUCCAUUGGUAUGACCAAGUCGAUCUGUUUGUCUUGUGCUGUCAUACAAAUCACUUUUAAAAUGAUACUCUGCCGUCUUGAACGUUCUCGAUUACAAUCUUUGCUCUUCGACUUUGAGAACUCUUGCAAAAUUAAAACUAGUCGAGAAAAAGCUGUAUUUGAAAGAUACAUAGAUAAAUGCAAAUACAUUCACACACUUUACACGACUUUAUGUUAUUUAACAGCAAUCGUCAUUAUCUGUAGUCCACUAUACACGUCCCAAAGAUUUCCGACUAAUGCUAAAUAUCCUUUUUCUGUGAAUUAUUCACCAAUUCGUGAAAUAAUCUUUCUUCAUCAAACCUUAGCAGGUUUACAGGCCUCGACUGGCAUGUGUAUUGAUUGUCUACUUGCUGCUCUUCUCUGGUAUAUCGGUGCUAAAUUCGAAGUUUUAUCAAAGGAUAUCAGAGAAUUUAGAAAUGUGGAAGAAUUGAAUUUUUGCUUAAACAAACAUCAGGAAAUACUCAGGUAUGCAUCUGAGACUAAAAAUGUUAUUUUGCAUUUGAUUUUAAUUAUCGUACUAACAACUACAAUAGGUACUAUCUUUGCUGGUUUAAAUAUCGUCGAUCAACAACCAAUGGCAGUGAAGAUUCAAUAUGUCUUCAUUGUAUGUGUGGCCAGUACAGAACUUCUGAUUUCUGCUUGGCCCGCAGAUAAUUUAAUAAAUACAAGCAGUAAUAUCUCCUGGGAUGUAUAUAAUUCGAACUGGUUGAAAUGUAAUCCUCGUGUAAGAAGAAAUCUUGUGCUGUGUAUCAUCAGAUCGCAAAAAUUUGAAACAAUUGAUAUUGGAAAACUGAAAAUAUCAUUGUGUCUUGAAUAUUAUGCUACAUACUUAACUUCAUCUUUCUCUUAUUUCACUACAUUGAGAGCAGUACUUGGAAAAGAAUAAUAUGGAAUCGUAUUAUGAAUUUUUUAAGAUGAAAUAAGAAAAUAAAAAGAAAAUGAGAUUACUGCAGCCAUAAAUUCUCUUCGUGAAAUGCUAUCGCAAAAAUUCUCGAAUUACAAUAAGAACAUGUAACAAUAGUGGUGUUAGUUGAAUAAAAAGAGAAACUAUUGUUCAUUAAAUAUUAAAAAUUCCUAUUUUCUUAAU
Molecule: messenger RNA, 1750 nt
Organism: Vespa velutina
Lineage: Eukaryota; Metazoa; Arthropoda; Insecta; Hymenoptera; Vespidae
Product: odorant receptor 67c-like
Exons: 6
Coding region: 431-1549 (372 amino acids)
Biological process (GO): sensory perception of smell; detection of chemical stimulus involved in sensory perception of smell
Cellular component (GO): plasma membrane
Molecular function (GO): odorant binding; olfactory receptor activity
Source: RefSeq, a predicted model, not a curated record